AUGUCCACAACACUAGACCAACAAAAAGAGGCCGCAUACACCCUACUCUCCGGUAUGCUCACAAGCGUUCUACAAAAAGAGUGGAAAAUAACAGACCGCCAUUCGGCACAGUCGUCCGCCCUCCUCGACAUACUACUCCUCCCCAAGCCAGCCCCAGCCCCAACCCCAGCUCCCAUCGCCAUCCCCAUCCCACUCAAGAAACAAAGCAUCUUCCGCCUAGGCAACCGCACAUUCGACCUCGGCCCCGAACACGACUCCUCCGCCAGUUCCUCCGACGAUGAUGGUGACGCUCCGAUCCGGAAUGCGCGUCAGCUUAAGAGCGAGAUGCGUAGGGUUAAUGCGAUUCAGAGGCGUGCGAAGAGGAGGGCGGAGAGGGGGAGGAGGAGGAUUGAGAUGCAUAUUGGGAAGAUGGAGGGGGUGGUGGAGUUUGAGACGGAAACGAAGACUUUGGAGACUACGAAGAGGGGAGUGGAGACACCGGUGAGGAUGUUGAAGGAGCUGGAGGACUACAAUAGCCCUGCGAGGGGAAGUCUGUUUAGCGAUAAGCCCAUGUCGCCGCGAAGUGCUGGGUUCAGUUCGACGGCUAGCGAGGUCAACCGCGAGGUUGAGGGAUACGAUAGCGUUGACAGUCCCAUGUCAGAACCCGUACAGGCACCCAGGCGACUACAGCGCGCGGGGCCUCACAUCAAGUAUGUCAAGCCGGCAUCCAGCCAGCGAUGCGGCCCUGCUCAAAAGGAUUACCUAGGCCGACCACAACGCCACUGCAGCGACUGCGACCGUACGCUACUGGCCUCCCACUGGACAUGCCACGUCAAAGGCCGAAUGCAUCAGGACAAUGCAGCUCGGGACAAGCAAUCCCCUCCGGUGCAGGGCACCAAGACUAGACAAGAGUAUAUGCGCGGCUUGAAGCAGUAUUGCGUGUACUGUGACCGUCAGGUCCAUUCGAGGGGCUGGGGCGGCCAUUUGAAGGCGCGGGCGCAUUGGGAGAAUGUGGCCAAGGCGAAAGAGGAGGAAGAGAGUGUUCGGCUUCACGCCCCGACACCGGAGUCCGUUGUGCUGUCCGUGGAAGAGGAAGAGCAGAAAGAAGAAGAGGAGGAGGAGUAUGAAGAUGAUGGCUUUGGUGAGGAGGGAUACGAAUAUGGUCACUAUUGCGAUGACUGCGAGGUCACGUUCGCUGGUGCGAACUGGGCGCGGCAUUUGAAUUCGGCAGGCCAUGUAUUUAACGUUUUGCGGAACUCUCCGGGGGAUGAGAGUAUGGCUUCUGAUGAUGAGGAGGAGGAGGAAGAACAAGAGGAGGAAAGCAUGGCAGACUAUGAUUCUGCCACUGAUGGGGAGAGCAUCAUGUAUGAUGAUGCGACGGAUGAGGAUUCUGAGGCGUCGUCGCCCUCGCCAUCAUCUUCACCCUCGCUCUUGCCCUCGCCCUCGCCCGUAUCCAAUGAGGGAAUCACAUUCCCGCACGACGGGACACCAGUCGCCGACCUCGCUUCGCCCCCCUCCCUCACAUCUUCGCCCACCUCUCCCGCUUCCUCUGCCUGUGCUGAGUUUCGUUCAGAACAGGACUUCUACUGCGAGACCUGCAAUGUCACUAUCUUGUCUGCGGAUCCCUGGGAGAUUGAAGAGCAUGUGGCUGAUCACGCAUAUGCAGCCUGCGAGAAGGAAGAGGUGGUGGGGAUGGAUUGGUUGAGUCAGCUUAGGGAGGCUGCUGGGUUGGUGAAAGAUGUGGAGGAUACGGUGGAGAUGGAUGUGGUAGAGAAAGUGGAGCAAGGUGGCAUGGAAUGUGAAUACAAUGGGUGGGCAUGGAGAAUAGGGACGGAUGGUAAGGUGCUUGGGAGUAUACGGCGUAGUCCGUCUUGUUAG
Alternaria viburni is the source of this 1857-nucleotide messenger RNA. RefSeq lists its product as uncharacterized. The record is from RefSeq and is a predicted model, not a curated record. Gene Ontology annotation, molecular function: zinc ion binding; nucleic acid binding. Bases 1 to 1857 code for a protein of 618 amino acids. The transcript has a single exon. NCBI's taxonomy places the organism in Eukaryota, Fungi, Ascomycota, Dothideomycetes, Pleosporales, Pleosporaceae.